UAAUUUACCUCGAGUCCAUACAUGGUGAAACCUUUCACCGGAAAGUAGGAGAUUCACCUCAGGCAUGCAUGUCGAAGUAGUGUUUUUACCCGACCAUACCUCGGCGAUAGCUCGAGGUAUAAGAUUCGGACGCUGGCCCCCGCGUCGCAUCCUUCUUUGGCUCGGGCCGGUCAGCCGGGAAUGGGUGAGAUUCCCCGUGGGACAACGGGUAGAAGACGAAGUCCGGACGGAUCUCGGACUCGGCAAUAGAAUACUAUUAAUAAAAAGCAGGUGGACGACGGACGCCGAAGGGAUGGCACUCUGAAGUCCAAGCACCACAAACUCCAAUUCCCGUCCCUUCGUGAGCCCAGGCCCAUUCCUAGCUCCGUCACGGAAUGGGCAGCGAGCGCCACCAGCAGCAGCAGCUAGAGUAAGGAGGUACGAUUGAUUCCAGCUGAACCUGCUCUGCUCUGCUGUGCUGUGCUGCGCAAGAGUGUAGUGUAGUGUGCUAGGAAACACAGCUGCAGCAUCUGGAUCCUGGUCACCCCCCUUUUCGACCGAAGCCUCUGGUGGCUCAGGCCCACGGAAUCCUGUCCAUCACUCCCUCGAUCUCUGUGCUUGCGCUCGGGCUUCUUCUCUGCCGCUCCUCGCUCUCCGUCCCUCACUUUUUCCCAUUAUCUCCUUCGGUGCCAGCUCGAGAAUUGUGCUCUUGCUUGCGCUCAGCUGAGUUGAAGUGAGUGAGAGAGAGUGUGCAGGUGCGGCGCAGAGAUUGGAUUGGAUGCGGAGGAUGAGCGAAGAGAUUCCGGAAUGGUAGGGUGGCUCUGGAUUCGCAGCGUCCGUGCACGGGCAUGGGCCGAGAGAGUGGUGGUGGUGUGAUGGGAGCACAGAGGAUCUAGAUUUCUCCCUUCUAUAAGACGUGAGCUCGGCUGUCGACUGUCACGCCGGGAGCGCCCUGCGCGUUUGUACGGGAGCGUACAUUUUUGGUAAUGAUUCGGUGGUAGCACGAGCUGCAUCCCGUCGAUGAUGAUGAUGAUGAUGAUGAUGUUGUUGUUGUUGUGAGCUCGUGAGAGGCCGAUAGACGGAAAAGCAGAGCGCGAGCUGGUUUUCACGUGGGAGCUCGUCGGGGGAGGAAUUGGAGUCUUGCGCGGACUGCCGAAGAGGAUUGCGCGGGGGAGGCCAUGCCGGACCCUCUGUGCCGGACUCUAGCAGUGAACUUCGACCACGCUGCAGGGCCGGCGAAUUCGUCGUCGAGGCGGUGCGAUUCCGAGUCUCUGCUGCGACUGCGCGAAUGUAGAAUCCCGAGCUGCAGCAGAAAGCUCUCGUUCCGAUGCACCUCGUCGUCGUCGCUGGGGAAGAAUGUGCGCAAGCUCUCGAGAUUGAAGAGCGUGCCUCUGGGCACGGCUCUGUUCGGCGAUUUCAACAGAAACGCGGUCGGAUCGUCGACCACGAGGGAAACCGCCGAUGGAGGCACGGGAUUGAACGAUGUCGAGAGCAGCCCCCCUGCUCCUCCCGCUUCGACCUUGCCUCCUCCCUGCCCUCCCUGCCCUCCCCCUCCGCCGCCUCCUUCAGGAUCCAGUUCCGAGGAAAGGCACGGGGAUCGUCGCGUCUUUGAUCACGCCAACACGUGAUCCGAACUUGCGCAAGAGAAUUGCGUCGUCUCGGGGGCGCAUGAAAUCGAGCUUCAAGCCGGCUCUUCUGGAGGAUGCGUACCCGGGAGCCGAGGAGGAGAUUGAGCUCAUAACCGUGGAACCCCUGAUUCAGAAGCGGCGAUUUCUCGAAGAGUCCGGUGCCAAGUGCAUUGUCAUGCCCUGCCAUGUCUCGCAUCUGUGGUACGAUCAGCUCGCCCUCGGCUGCACCGUCCCGUUCCUGCACAUGGCCGACUGCGUCAUCGACGAGCUCAAAGCCGCCGACUUGCAGCCUCUCGAAGCCGGCACCCGCCCCAAAAUCGGCGUCCUCGGCAGCGAAGCCACUCUCGCCUCCGCCUUCUACCAAGAAAAACUCCGAAGCCAGGGUUUCGAUGUUGCACUGCCGGAUAAAGCCACCAUGGAACACGCAGUGAUACCUGGCAUCGCAGCCUUGCAGCGGCGAGACAUGGAAGGAGCGAAGAAUCUGUUGCGAAUCGCCGUGCAGGUGUUGCUGGUCAAUGCUGUGAACGUGGUGGUGCUGGCUUGCCAUAAUAUGCCCACGGCGUUUGACGCGGACGAUCCUGUUCUGCGCAAGUGUAUCGAUCCGACACACGCUCUAGCGAGAGCUGCUGUCAAAUGGUCCAAGACCACCAAGGGCCUUGCGAGGUGAAGGAGCCGAUCGUAUCGUCCAUGGGCAGACAAGGCAGUAUGGCAAUCAAUCUCCACACUCCACUUCUUCACAAUGUCAAAUGACGACUCUGAUCGACAGCACGGAUGCUGCACGGAUCCGUGAGCAAUUGCAUUGUGCUAACAUGUGAACGAUACUUGCCCGUCUGUCUAUACAAGGUAUCUCACCUGAAGCAACCAGCUUUCGGACGACCUCAACCAUUAAUGCAACCAGUCUCACCUGUAGCGAACCAUGUCUGUCGUUGUACAUUAGUUCCACCAUGAACGAGGAUGGAUGUUCAAGGGAUUGCGGCAUUCCACCAUCAUGUCUACCAUAUUCUUCUGUAUCUACAAAUUCUAAAGCUAUUGUAGUACGCCGCGCUUUUCAUGUGCAAUUUGGACCACUAUGUUAUUAUCGCGCA
Messenger RNA from Marchantia polymorpha subsp. ruderalis, 2692 nucleotides. Lineage: Eukaryota; Viridiplantae; Streptophyta; Marchantiopsida; Marchantiales; Marchantiaceae. The record is from the annotation of a GenBank genome assembly.